AUGACAAGUGUAGUUCUACGUUUUUUUCAACCAACUUACGAUUAUGAUAGCUCUAGUGAAGAAGAAUUAUUAUCUCAAGACGAAACAGAAGAAACCCACAACAAGUUUCUAGCUAAAAAUGCUGCUACCGGUUAUUCUAGUUCUAGUGAUGAAGAAGAAUUAUUAGACGAUGAGGAAGAUGAGGGAAAUAAAACUGAAGAUAGUGAUGAUUCACUAUUCAAUAAUAACAGCGAUGAUUCUGACUUAGAUGACGAUAGUGACAGCAAACCAUAUGGGCCAGACUGGUUUAAGAAACCACAAUUCAGAAAAGGCGGUAAUGGUAGCAGCCCUGCUAACAAGUUUUUGAAAGGUGCUGAUUAUUCUUCAGAUGAGGACAAUUCUUCAGAUGACGAUUAUAAUUCUGGUUUUGAUGGCAAGAAGACUGCUGUUAAGAGUGCCAAAGAUAAGUUAUUUGACGAAUUUGAAACUGUUCAUAAGAAAAUAGAUGUUGCUGAGUUGACCAAUGACUGGGUUUCCGUUUUGAAUGAAUUUGAUCAAAGCAGUAAAUUAUUCACCAGAUCCCAACAACAAAAUUUUGGUGGUGUACCUUCUGUUUAUAUUAAAAUUAUAAGUCAGGUGGAAGAAGCUGUUAAUGCUGCCACUGCCAACAACGAGGAACUAUUCAAGAAAAAUAAGGUUGUUUCAAGGGCUUUCAACACUACAAAACAGAGAGUCAAGAAACUUAUUAGAGAAUAUUCGGUCCAAUUGGACAAGUACAGAAGUAACCCAGAGUUAUUUGAUAAAAUAGAUGUUAUUGUUGAUGAAAAUUCUGCUGCUAAUAUUCCUGUUGCUGUUCCAAGUUUAAGUGGCGAAAGCCCUGCAACUAUCGAGUUUUUCACUGUAUUGAAUGCUAUUUUAGAAUCCAGGGGUAAGAAAAAUUCUGACUUGAACCAGCAAAUUGCUACUUUGGAAACUUUAUUGGCGGAAAAAGCAUCUACUCCAUACGAAAAAAUUGUUGCUUAUGCUAAUUUGAUCCCAAUGAGAUUUGAAAGUACGAAUAACAUGUCUUAUCAACCAUUAAAUCAAUGGGAUAUUACCUUUAAUGAUAUUUGUGACUUUUUACAAGUUUUGGAAGAUAAUAUCGAUCAUUACCAUUUCAGCGAAACUGCUCCAAAAAACGAUUUUAUUGAAAUAGAACCAACCCCCAAUGAUGAAAGUGGUGUUAAAGAGAUUUUGGGAUCCAUUUUUGCAUUUGUUGAAAGGUUGGACAGUGAAUUUAACAGUUCUCUAUUAAACAUUGAUCAUCGUUCCAGCGAAUAUCUGAAAAGAUUAAGGGAUGAGCAAAAAGUUUAUAAUCUGUUACUAAGAACACAAUUGUAUUUGGAAAAGACAUUGCCAGAAACUGUAGCCGAUAAAGUUUUAACUCGUCUUUUGAUUAUCAGAUUGGACCAUAUUUACUACAAGCCAUGUAAUUUGGUGUAUCUAAUGGAAAAAAAAGCUUGGGGCUCAGGAACUGUCAAAGCUUUUUACAAAUCUUCUAAAUUCGUUACUUUUGAAGAUGGCCAAGAGACUCCACAACAAUACUCUUUCCGUCUGUUAAACACCUUGACCAAUAUUUUCCAUAAUAAAGAAAAGAACGAUCAGGUCGUAUUGCGGAAACGUGCUACAUUGUACCACGUCUAUUUCUAUGCAUUGAACGGUGAAUAUGAUGAGGCUUGCAGGAUGUUAGAAAACUCAUAUUUGAAACAGAGUAUCAAUAAUGCACCAGGUGGGUUACAAAUCUUGUAUAACAGAGUUAUUGUUCAAUUGGGAUUUAGUGCUUUCAAACUGUGUUUGAUUGAGGACACUCAACAAAUUUUGUAUUCUGUUGUAGUCAAUUCAUAUGUAAAAGAAGCUAUGGGUCAAAAGCCAUUGCCUAAGAACGUCAAUAGUUUGGACAUUGUUGCUGCUGCUGAUUUAACAACUACUGCCACCACAAAUGCCAAUAGUAGAGACGAUUCAACUACCAGAUACUGCGAAUUGUACUUGCCAUACCAUAAACAUAUAAAUUUGGAACUAAUCGAUGCGGUUUUCAUGUCAUGUUCCUUGUUAAAUGAGGUGCCAAGAAUCGCUGCAUUCAAUGCUCGUUGCAACAAUGUAAUCAAAGCAUCUCAUUCUCAAAAAUCUAUCAGAAAAAUCUUGGAUAACAACGAAAGAAGUAGUUACCAGGGACCACCAGAAACAUUGAGGGAUUAUAUUUUGUAUGCUGCUAAAUCCAUGCAAAGGGGAGAUUGGAAAGAUUGUUUGACUUAUUUGUUGAAAACUCCAAUCACGAGAGAUUUGAUCAGUAGUAGUCCACAUAAAGAUGAAAUUUUAAAGAAGUUAACGGCAAGAAUCCAGGAACAAUCUUUGAUCACGUAUUUCUUCAACUAUAAAAGGUUUUACAGCAAAUUGUCUGUUGAAGAAUUGUGCAAAAUUUUCAACUUGGAACAUGGUCAAGUGGUUGAUAUUUUACAAGAUGUUAUUAAUAAACACGAGUUGGAAGACACUUGUAGAUUUGAUGACGAAUCUAGGAAAUAUAUUGUAUUGGAAAAGGGUCAAGAAUUACCUAAAUUGGAAGAAAUUGCAGUAAAAUUACAUAAGGAAAAAAAGGCAAGAAGUUAUGCCCAUAGAAUGAAUAACGGUAAUCCAAAUUGA
Saccharomycodes ludwigii is the source of this 2655-nucleotide messenger RNA. RefSeq names its product translation initiation factor eIF3 core subunit c (gene NIP1). Gene Ontology annotation, molecular function: RNA binding; translation initiation factor activity; translation initiation factor binding. Gene Ontology annotation, cellular component: eukaryotic translation initiation factor 3 complex. The record is from RefSeq and is a predicted model, not a curated record. Lineage: Eukaryota; Fungi; Ascomycota; Saccharomycetes; Saccharomycodales; Saccharomycodaceae. The transcript has a single exon. Gene Ontology annotation, biological process: translational initiation. Bases 1 to 2655 code for a protein of 884 amino acids.